Molecule: messenger RNA, 2260 nt
Organism: Phytophthora nicotianae INRA-310
Lineage: Eukaryota; Oomycota; Peronosporomycetes; Peronosporales; Peronosporaceae
Exons: 4
Coding region: 47-1354 (435 amino acids)
Source: RefSeq, a predicted model, not a curated record
AACGGACAAUUGGUGUGGUGUACACAGCAGUCGAUUCGCAGUGACAAUGGCCAUGAGGAGAGGCCCGUUCAAGCUCAAGCUGCAGCUGCCAGCGGAUGGCGAAGUGAAUCGCGACAAUAUGGAGAGUAGUGACUCCAGUUUCGACGAGGCGAGUAGCAGCGAAUCAGAGGUAGAAAUGAAGCACAAGAAGCGAAAAAGCGACAGCAGCUCCAGUUCCACUAGCAGCAGUGAGGAUGACAGCGAGAUAGAAGAGAAACCACGCGUCCAGGAAACUAAAGAUGUUGCGAUCAGCAAUUCUAGCAGCAGUGACGAGGAUUCGAGCGCAUCCGACCCCGGCAGCAGCGAGGAGAGCGAGUCAGAGGAGGAAAUACCUCGCAUAAAGCAAAGCCCGUCUAAGAAGAGUGUAGCGACAAAGAAGGAGGCCACAAAGACAAAAGAAUAUCACUCAGCAAAGAAGGAUAAGAAGAGGGGCUUUAAAGGCUUGAAACGCUUGAAGCGAAUGAGUGUGUCCGGCAGUAGUGGCGAGGACAGCGAGUUAGAAGAGGCUCGGCCACUUGACACGAAGGACGCGGUGAAGGUAGAAGCAGAUGAAGAUGGCACUGAAGCAGAGAUGGAUGAAGUGAAAGAGGAGGCUGCUGGUUCAGACACGGACGAUGAGGACUGGAAACCACAGGAUGAAGAAUCUAAGGGAGCCCAAAUGUCGACGAAAAAAUGGGAUGAAAUUGUCGAGGACAGUGACGAGGAAUGGCGUAGAGGCGAAUGGGAAAACGAGGAUAUGCAAACAGAAGAUGAAAAUAAUGAGGCGGUUUGUGACAGUGAUGUCGCACAAGCGAAGUUCGUGCUGCGAAAUAUCCUUUCGCGCGUUCCUCUCAUUGAAGAAACGGCGAUUCGUCGGGGAGUGAAGCUUUCUGGACCGCCGCUAGAGUUCGCUACUACGCACUUGGAUGAGUAUGCACGGAAAUUUCGGUGGCCACAACACAUUCGGAAUCUGCGCACUACCAAUUUUUCACAGGAUCCGUCAGAGAUUUUGGAGGACUACGAAGUUCUGACAGAAAUUCGGCAAUCAAACCCCGACUCAAGUGAGCACGACGCGCCUGAAGAGAGUCCGUUUGCACAAGUUCCACGCCCCAUGGUCGCACUAGCUGCUGAAGCCCUGCACCGCUCGUCACGAAAGCGAAAACGGACUGCCCGCAGUGAGAAUCGGGAUGAGGAUACUCCUUCUGCGGCUACGCUGCUCAGUAUCGCCCGUACUGGUGGUCAUUUUGGCGAUCACUUCGUGGAGUCCUUACUCACUGCUAACGGAAAGGCGCUGCAAGGCAUUAUUGACUAUGACUACGACAAGCGUUGCUGGUAGGCUCCGUCAUGAAUUGGGGCCUAGGAUAGUUCUAACCUUUUGUCAUGUGUUUGAUUUUAGGUCUUCACUGCCGACGAAGAAAAAGCCUAUCGCAAACUGGAAAUUUGUUCUGGAGCACGUUCAGAGAACUAUGGGUAAAUCGGAGAGUGCUGAUGCUAUCUACCCACCCAUGAAACAAGAAACGCUGGAGCGCAUUACAAAGCGCCUCAAGAAACUGUAUGGGUAUGCUACCCAGCAUGAAGAGAAUGAUGUGUUUGCCAGUCAAACGCCUACCACGAACUGCAACGCAGGAGAAAAUACCCGAGAAGAAACGGGGGAAAACAACGAAUAGUUUGUAGCUGUAACGAGCGACAUCUAUUUGUUCCACUGCUUUUCUUGUGGUGCCAAAUGCACUGCUGCAUUCAAAUCCAUUCAAAUCACAAGCUUGCGUCCAACCUUAAGUCUUGAGCGCUUUCUUCUUCUUCUUGUACUUGUCAAAGUACGCCUGCACCUUCUGGUUGUAGUUCUUGUCACGCUUCUGCUGGUUAGCUGUCUUAACGAUGACCUGCAAUACAUCUUCAUCGUGUAGCAAGUGCUCCUUGCCAACACGUUGCGGGUUGUACUUCGUGCUCGUGCCCCACACCAGUGCGUAGUUGAAGUUGUCCAGCAUGUCUUUUGAAAUCUACAACAAGUUCGUAGUUGUGAGGAGCGGCUCAUGCCAGGAUCCCCAGUGUUAAUGCUACAGCGAAGCAGGAACGUACCGACAAACAGGCAGACUGGACGCUGACACCUUUUCGCUCCGAGCCCAGAACAACCGGCUCCUCGAAUUGAGGGGCCUAUAUCGGAAACAGUAACGAUUCAUUAGCGUUGGUGCACUUGGAGACAAUAACUAGUGGUAAUCUUACCUCUCCACGACGCUUGGUGUAC